AUGAUGGACGUGUUGCCCUUGGUGCAUCUGAUACAUCGGAAGCUGAUGCACUUGAAUCCUCAGACCCCACAGAACAGACGGUACCAAACAUACAAGAAGCUCCUAGUAUGGUGCCCUUCAGUGCGAAAGCUCGUACAAUCCUCGGCCGACAGCUUUGAACUGGCCGAAUUAUAUAGCAAGCUUAAUCGUGGUGCUGAUGCCGCAAGAGCAGAUGACACUACGAGCCUCAAGUUUAUCAUCGCUGUGUGGUUGAUGCAGAUGGUACCGACUCCAAAACCCUCCAUUCAGUGUCGAGACAAAUCUGGUCGGUGCAACUUGUUAAUUAUAUACAGUGUCCGAGAGGCCAUUCGCUCUUACCAUCCUGACUAUCGUGUAACGUCAUACUCUUGGCCAUCAUUUCUAUACAAGGAUGGACAAUACGACGCAAUCAAUCCUACAAAAGGAUUCCUCAAAGGUGAACUCCUUCUGAAGGCGGUCAAACAUAUAUUUACAUCUCCUACUUCAGCGGAAGAAGACCCAGAAACGUCACAACCUGACACUAGCGCCGAGACACCUUCACAAGUCCAUCUUCCUAAACGUCAGAGGACUGCAGGAGAGAGGCGCACACGGUGUGAUGUUGCAGGCCUCCUGCAAAUGAAAUCGAUGCAGCCUAGAGCUCUUGCAUAUGCGGCCGUUCAGCUACGUUUUGCAUUGUCCAGUGCAGGCGCAUGGCGGAUUAUUGAUGAUGACUUCGACCACAAUGAAUUCUAUCACAACAUUGUCGAUUAUUUCGAACUUCCUUCUUCACCGGAUGCAGCACAAGAUGUAGAAAACCUCUUGUUAUGGUGGAACCGCCAAGUGUUUGGCCGCAGGAAUGUGUCGCAUUACCGACCUCAGAAGACCAGCACAAUGUCAGUUGCCAUGACUGCUCGACGUGCCUAA
Molecule: messenger RNA, 921 nt
Organism: Suillus plorans
Lineage: Eukaryota; Fungi; Basidiomycota; Agaricomycetes; Boletales; Suillaceae
Exons: 7
Coding region: 1-921 (306 amino acids)
Source: RefSeq, a predicted model, not a curated record